CGCUGAUUUCAUCUACGUGUCUCCCCUUCUCCACAUCCUUAUACCGUACUCGAGACCAUCUUCUUCACAAACCCUGAUAAUACUCACCGCUAUGUCUUAUCGUCCUCAGAAAGGGUUUUCUAAAGGUUAUCGUAGCCAUCCAUACGGUGCCUCGCCUAAUAGACAGCCAACAAACCACAAGUCUAACAGCUUUGACCCUGACUCGGAAAGCUUAAACGCUGCAGGACUGCAUGCAUCACCCAGUUUGGAGCUUGCGCGCAGCGACCCGUUUCACCACUACAUUAUUUGCUCGGGAUACUUCCGGGGCAAAACGCUAGCAGAAGUUCACCUCAUCAAGCCGGACUACCUGCCCUGGAUGCGCAGUAAGCACUAUGAUGCUCUACCAGACACACACAUAAUUCGAAAAGCCCUCGAUCAAUGGGAGAAGGAAAGUGGCAGCGAAACAAGCCACAGCUGGUCCCUACCGCCCAUCUCCUCAGCACCAUCAAGAUUCAGACAGGACAAUGGGUCCUACCACAUAUACAUGUCCGAACGCUUUCUUAAAAAGACCUGGAAAACGACGCGCGCUGAGUUGGAGGCCGUUGGAGCAAACUCUAUCGUCUCCCACCGUUCGAAGACCCAGUCAAAGAAAUUCGCACUGUUCCAUGUGUACGAAUACGCGAAGGGACCAGGCGGCAUGAGCACCGCGGAAGCUGAUAAAGCGGCAGCAACUGAGAUGGCGCGGAUCACGAAAAGUCGCGCAAACUAUCGACGAUUUACGGAUCAAAUGAGUAACUCGUUUGACGACGACGACUGCGAUUUCGAUUGCUGUGAUCUUUGAGGAAGGGGAUGCGUGGAAUUGAAUGAUGGCUGGCGCAAAACAACGAGAUAGUGCGCGCCGAUAGAGAUAACCGAAGACUGAGGUUAGUCGUAAGAUUAUUGAUUGAGGAAAUACAAUCUCAUUAUUUAUUGAGUAUCAAUGUUCACAAACAUUUGAAACUGGGAAGCCAGAUAGCCAAGUCUUCGCCUACCAGCGAACCUUAUUUUUGCCCAUCUGAGGAAGAAGGCUAUGGUCAACUGCGGGCUUGAACGUUGACUUUCGAGUGAAGACACCCGUAAACGUAAGCGUGAGAGGUUGAGGGUAGAGGGGGUUCUUCAUGGACUUUACACUUCAGCUCGUUGUAUCACAUUGGCCUAUUAGAGAAAUCUGUCAAUAGAUUCUUUGACUUCGAAGAAGCG
Cucurbitaria berberidis CBS 394.84 is the source of this 1218-nucleotide messenger RNA. RefSeq lists its product as uncharacterized. NCBI's taxonomy places the organism in Eukaryota, Fungi, Ascomycota, Dothideomycetes, Pleosporales, Cucurbitariaceae. The transcript has a single exon. Bases 92 to 820 code for a protein of 242 amino acids. The record is from RefSeq and is a predicted model, not a curated record.